This is a messenger RNA of Papilio machaon (common yellow swallowtail), 2647 nucleotides long. RefSeq lists its product as uncharacterized. The coding region runs from base 173 to 2215 and encodes 680 amino acids. The transcript has 16 exons. The record is from RefSeq and is a predicted model, not a curated record. NCBI's taxonomy places the organism in Eukaryota, Metazoa, Arthropoda, Insecta, Lepidoptera, Papilionidae.
UAAUACGCAAAAAGUGGUGUUAAAAUUAGUUUUUGUUGUGGCAAUUUAAAAGUUUUGACACCAAUUAAGUGGUAUUUCACUUUGUUUCGAGAAAUAUGUAAAUUCUACAUUUAAAUUAUAAUAUUCACACACAAAGAAAAAAUAUGUGCAAUUUGAAAUAAUCGAAUCCAAGAUGGCGGGCACUAGAACACAAUCCACUGAGCCGCCGCGCUCCACCGCCUACUAUUACGCAGAUCUAGAACGAAUCAAGAAGAAGAACGAAGAAAUAAACCAUCCGAUUGAAGAAAAUGACUAUGUCGAGACAACGGAAGUCACUAACGAUGAACCUGUCGCUGAAGUCCCUCCAUUACGGGAUAGGAGAUACCAAGAAAGAAAAACUGAAGAGACUUAUUCAACUGCUGGAACAUUUCCUAUGCCAGAACCGAAGGAAAAGGAACCACUACUAGCAGAGUUGGAAGUAGUCGGUCGACUCCCUUUAACUCAACUCGAUUCAUCAUCAGGAGUAAGAAGAAGUAGGAGUUGGUACUUAUGUUGUCCUAAUGUAGGAGAAGAAGAGAUUUCGAGGGAGUCUUCUUGGAGAUAUUCCAGUUUACGACCGGUCACAGCGCCCCCUAUAGCAGGGCAGAAUGGCUUGCAUUUGAUAGCGACGCAAAGCAGUGGUCAAGACGACAUAAUCACUCUACGUAAUGAAAGAGACGCGCUCGCCCGAGCCCUCGCGGCAGAGAAGCAACGAGCAGCCAAUGAGGCAAGAGCUCACGAUGCAAGACUAGCGGAGCUGCAUGGAGUCAUAGCCGAGCUGGUCAGGCGGCGGGCGCAGGAUAAGAGCGCGAGAGCCAUUCCUGAAGAGGAGCAGGAGGUGUCAGAUGAGUGUGAAUCCACUACACAGCCGGCUGGAGAGCUGGAUAAUGAUGCUGACAGGUCACGCACUGACCAAAAUGACACGUCCUCACUAAGUCCUGCCGAAUUGGGCAGUCCUCACCGGCAGGAGAUGCAGGAGCGGCAGGAGCUGGAUACAGACAGCAGCACGCAGGAGUUACCUGCCAGCAGGUCAGAGCCACCUCCCGCGGAGAGUACGCCGCCCCCCACAGAACCUGGAGACACCAGUGUCAAUUACUCUGAGCGGGACUCAGAGAUAUGCCUCACUACUGCUAGGUGUUGCCAGUUCGCGCGAGGAGCGCAUUUGUUAGAGGGUUGCCAUGUGCCGGAAGGCCUGCUGCCACCCUCGCCAGGUCGUUGUGAGUCUCGGCAAGCCAAGAUCGCCUCCCGGGUUCGCUUGCGGCGCGCCACUGACUCCGACUCAACCAAUCAGCUCAGUAACGAUGAGAGUCGCGCGAUGUGCGGAGAGUCGCGGCUACCGGGCGCGCUGCUGCCAUGUGACGACCUGCACCACGAGGAGGCGGGUGCGCUGAGUGCGGGCGCGGCGGUGUGGCGCGCGCGAUGUCUGCGUCUGCAGGCGGACUGCCGCGUCCUCGACUGCGCACUCGCACGCGCACUCGACACCGCGCACAGGUUGUCGUGCGCGUGCGCGGCGCAGGAGUCAUCAAUGGUGGCGCUGUGCAGCGCGCUGCGAGCUGCAGACCGCGCGCUAGAGACGUACGACGUGCUUCUAGCCCUCGCCGAGACUCAGCCCUCCGCACCCACCGCACCCCCCGAGCAGCGGCUGCACGAGAGACAAGCAGCGGAGACAGUAGCGAGGAGAUUGCUCGCGCGGCUGGAGGCUGCGCCGGCGCUGGGCGAGCCCCUCCUCUCUCCUGGACCCUGGCUCCCUCCACACCAACACCAGCUGGAUGACACACUGGAUGAAGAUGUGGAGGGGUGUGUAUCUGUGGGCGAUAUGGGCGAUGUGGGCGGGGCCGAGGUAGUUGUGGGCGGGGCGAGGUCGGGGGCGUGGUCAGAGCAGCACGAGGCGCGGCUGAGGCGACAUGCAGCAAGACUCAAGACGGAGACUGUCGCGUUACGAGCUCUGCCAACACCACCACAACUGUUCACAUAUCACACGGAUGACGAGGAUGGAAUAUCAAAGUCAGGUGUCAGUAUGGUGGAGAUGGAGGCCGCUGUCAUGAUGCAGGAGCUGUUGUCUGUGCAGGAGACGCGCGCGGCGGAGCGGGCGGCGGCGCUGCGCAGCGACACCACGAGCGGAUCUUGUCGCAGCAGAAGAAGAAAGGAGAGGGAGAGACAUUGGCUCGACUCCCGCGCAUCAGAGACAGACCUCUGAGACAUACACACUGAUACAGUGUGGAUAUACCAGGACUAAAUGUUUACCCUACUUCACCAUAGGAAGGGGAGGGGACUCUUACUUAUACUUCCCUGUUCAAUGAAGUAACAAAUCUACGGUUCAUCUGUUGUUGGUGACAUCUUUAAUUCAAAGUCAGUUUAUUUGUUUAUGAAAGAAAAGAAAUGAUUCAAAAUUAUUAAUAACUUGUUAUGUACAAGUAAUGUAGUAUAUAACGUGCUAUGUAAAUGUGCGCACGCGUCGCUUACAUAGAUGUGGGCGGGGCCUCGCAGUGCUGGGGGCGGGGCCUCGCAGUUCUGGGGGCGGGGCCUCACAGUGCUGGGGGCGGGGUUUGUAUUACAUCAGAGGAAUUCUUACCAUUUUAGUAUCAUUUUGAGUAUUAUAAUAUAAAACAAUUCAUUUAUGAAUUAACUA